AUGUGUUUGGAUGACUUGCAGCCCAAGGGCACAUUGAAGAAAGAUAUCGACCGAUUUUCUUCGUGGCAGGAAUUGCCCACAGGAUUCCUAUUGCAACCCCAUACGGGUGAGCUUAGUGUUGCACUAAGCGCACCAGGAAUAUGUAUGACCUUUCAGUCAGAUAUUUUCUAUCAUGACAUAGACUUGGUCAAUCCCUACUACAAGCUUACUGAUCCGUACAUGAACCUCAAUAUCCUAGGGCCUAAGAUCAUCUUCCACAUUGGUCCUAGGGGGAGGGUUGCAAGCGUACUUCAUCCUUGGCAAUACAAACGGGUUGCUUGA
Molecule: messenger RNA, 321 nt
Organism: Aspergillus niger
Lineage: Eukaryota; Fungi; Ascomycota; Eurotiomycetes; Eurotiales; Aspergillaceae
Exons: 3
Coding region: 1-321 (106 amino acids)
Source: RefSeq, a predicted model, not a curated record